CUCUAGUUUAUCCUGCAACUUCAGGCAGUAUCCCACUUAAAUCAUCCCAGGUAAUAGAGAAGAAGAAACGUAACCAAUGACUCUGGAAUAAUAUGGAUGAAGAUGGAAAAAACUUAUUUAAAGGGUUAACAGAGUGGAGACUUCUAUAAGACAUGGAUAGAUGCAAACAUGUAGGGCGGUUACGACUGGCCCAGGACCACUCCAUCCUGAACCCUCAGAAAUGGUCCUGCAUAGUGUGCUCCACCACGGAGUCCGUAUGGGCUUGUCUGAAGUGCUCCCACGUGGCCUGCGGUCGGUACAUUGAGGACCAUGCACUUAAACACUUUGAAGAGACUGGACACCCGCUAGCCAUGGAAGUCCGGGAUCUCUACGUGUUCUGUUACCUGUGCAAGGACUACGUGCUCAAUGAUAACCCGGAGGGGGACCUGAAGCUGCUGAGAAGCUCCCUCUUGGCGGUCAGGGGCCAGAAGCAGGACGAGCUGGUGAGACGCGGGCGGUCGCUGCGGUCCAUGGCUUCCGGCGACGACCUGGUCCAGCCGCAGUGCACUCCUCAGGGACAGCCGCAGAUGCUGACGGCUCUGUGGUACCGGCGCCAGCGCCUACUGGCCAAGACGCUGCGGAUCUGGUUCGAGAAGAGCUCCCGGGGCCAGGCGAAGUUGGAGGAACAGCGGCAGAAGGAGGCCCUGGAGCGCAAGAAGGAGGAGGCGCGGCUGCGGCGGCGCGAAGUGAAGCGGCGGCUGCUGGAGGAGCUGACCAGCGCCCCUCCGCGCAAAAGCGCACGGCUGCUCCUGCACGCGUCCCGAGACGUGGCCAAGGCCGAGAGACGCCCGGCCACCCUCCCUACCUCAAGGAAAGCAUCGAGCGGUCAAUUCAAGCAGCGCGGCAAGCCAGCCAUGACCCGAGGCGUCACGGGCCUCCGGAACCUGGGGAACACCUGCUACAUGAACUCCAUCCUCCAGGUCCUCAGCCACCUCCAGAAGUUCCGAGAAUGUUUUUUGAAUCUGGACCCGUCCAAAACGGAACAAUUGUUUCCCAAAGCGACCAAUGGGAAGGCUCCGCUCUCUGACAAGCCAGCCAGCAGCUCUGCCUCUGAAGUGCCCGCGAGGAGCGACAGGGUUGAGUGGUGUGACCCAGAGGGCCUCUGCUUGAACGGCGGGGCCUCCAUCAACAGAAGCCUAGAACUCAUCCAGAACAAAGAGCCGAACUCAAAGCACAUCUCCCUCUGUCACGAACUGCACACCCUUUUCCGAGUCAUGUGGUCCGGGAAGUGGGCCCUGGUGUCGCCCUUUGCCAUGCUUCACUCGGUGUGGAGCCUGAUCCCUGCCUUCCGCGGCUACGACCAGCAGGACGCACAGGAAUUUCUCUGUGAGCUGCUGCACAAAGUGCAGCAGGAGCUCGAGUCGGAAGGGACCACCCACCGGUUCCUUAUCCCCUUCUCCCAGAGGAAGCUCACCAAACAGGUCUUAAAGGUGGUGAAUACCAUAUUUCAUGGGCAGCUACUCAGUCAGGUCACAUGUAUAUCAUGCAAUUACAAAUCCAAUACCAUUGAGCCCUUUUGGGAUCUGUCCCUGGAAUUUCCUGAACGCUAUCACUGCAUAGAAAAGGGGUUUGUCCCUUUGAAUCAGAAUGAAUGCCUGCUCACUGAGAUGCUGGCCAAGUUCACAGAGACAGAGGCCCUGGAAGGGAGAAUCUAUGCUUGUGACCAGUGUAACAGCAAACGACGAAAAUCCAAUCCAAAACCCCUUGUUCUGAGUGAAGCUAGAAAGCAGUUAAUGAUCUACAGACUACCUCAGGUCCUCCGGCUGCACCUUAAAAGAUUCAGGUGGUCUGGCCGUAAUCAUCGAGAGAAGAUUGGGGUCCAUGUCGUCUUUGACCAGGUAUUAACCAUGGAACCUUACUGCUGCAGGGACAUGCUCUCCUCUCUUGACAAAGAGACCUUUGCCUAUGAUCUCUCCGCAGUGGUCAUGCAUCACGGGAAAGGGUUUGGCUCAGGACACUAUACAGCCUAUUGCUACAACACAGAGGGAGGUUUUUGGGUUCACUGCAAUGACUCAAAGCUGAAUGUAUGCAGUGUGGAGGAAGUGUGCAAAACCCAGGCCUACAUCCUUUUUUAUACUCAAAGAACAGUGCAGGGCAAUGCAAGACUUUCAGAAACCCAAGCUCAGGUGAAGUCCAGCAACGUCAAUGAAGGCAGACCACGGACAUUCCCCUGAAUGGGAGGCAUGUAUCAAGGACUGGCUUGUUUUAAAACUACUGGUGUCCAAACAUCUUUCCUCUUGUAGGAAAUAAGGCUUACUGCAGGAACAUAUUACUAGGUUUGCCUUAGUGAAUCUAGAGUAGAAGGUGCCAGGUGCCUAUCAUAAAAGUUGUCACUUUCUUUUGAAUGGAUUUGGAAACCCCCUCCUUUCAUAAAAAAAGAAAAUCAAAAGGAUUUUUUUCUAUGAAGAUUCAUCAGUUGCUACUGAAUAUAGAGGGAGCUGGGUAGAGUAAAGAGGGAGUAAAUUGACCAUAUCCAGGCAGGAGAGAAUCUGCCUUUUCUCUGCAUUACAUGAUUCCCCUCCUGGUCAGAACCUCCUGGCAGCAUGAGAAGAACUGUCAGAUGUGAGCAGUCCUGGACAGAGCUGACACGGAGAGGCCCACGGCUGGCAAUUUGCUGGGGGAUUGAGGGAGGUGAAGUCUAAGGAUUUGUUCCCACAAAGGAAGUAACCUGAAAGGAAUGAAAACUUGCACACUUCCUUUUUUAGGGGAUAGCAGUUAAAGAAUGGAGAGAUGCAUGGAACCCAAUUCUUGUCUAAAAUGGGAGGUUUUUCAAGUGUCAUACCUUCCCUGGCUAUUGCUGCCAUUUAAUCACUCCUUCUGAGACUGGUAUGAAUAUCCCUUCAUUCUGUAGAAGGGACAGUUCAUAUGGGGAAGCAAUAGACUAGUGCCCAUUAUUUGUUGCAUGCUGGGUCAAAGGGCACUCCUGGCACCUAUCCCAGAUCUGAAACAAAUCCUGGUUCAGGUAUAGACCAAGCACAUGGUGUGGUUUAAAUUGGUCCUUGGGUCAGCUGUCUUGAGGCUUUCUCAGAACUCAUUUUGGGGGUGGGCAGAGUUUAUCUGAAUGCCUGUCACCUGUUCUUGAGAUGAUGCAACAUGCAGCUUAGUCUACAGUUUCUUUCCUUAGGGCAUGGGAAUUGCUUAGGAAUCUGCCACUUACAUGUCUGAACAGUUUAUUGUUUAUGGCCCUGGCCUCCUUCCACCCAAAUCUGAAAAUCCCCUUGUGUCUUGACCCACCCACGCCCUGUCCAACCCCAGUGCUAAUAGAAUAUACCUUUUUUUAAAAAUUGGGUCAGUUUCUAAAUGGAAUGAAAUUACCCAGAUGGAAAACUUCCUCCCCAUCAGGCACCACUGAGUUUACCUUCUCAAUCCUUCCAGACUCCCCAGUGAAAGUGCAUAGCAAACAGUGACACUCAUUGUGGCGGUUGCUGCCCUGAGCCUCAUCCUGUCACGGUGAAUGCUCAUUUUUUGAGUAUAUCAUAUUCACAUUUGAAUUCAGGUAGAAGUACUAUUGUCAGUUGAAGGGAGUAGUGGAAGGGAGUUUGGGGAGGGGAGGGGAAUGGGAAAAGAGGCGAAACAAUGAAGAUAACAGCUUUGACUACGCUGUUGAGCCACAUUUCCCAAGCAGAUCUGUAGCAUUUGCUUUUGACCUCUUUUGAAAUGAACUCUCCCAUAGGCCCUGAAAAAGGAGAAAAUUAAAACAGAAAAUGGCUUACCCUGAUAGGGAAGAGGGGAGUGACUAUAUUUUAAAUUAAACUUGCUUUUUCCAACACUGUGAGGUUUCUGUAAUAUUUAGCUUUUAUUUGGAAGCAAUAGCGUAUGGCAUUUUUUAUGCUGUCUGGUGUAUAUCUCGUCUACUGCAGGCUUCUGUGUACAGGCUUUGCCCCAGGCUCACCCUCUUUUGCACACUGUUUUAAAGUGUCACAGCUGCCCAUGCUAUGCUGCCAGAGGCUCUGAUGUGAAGUUGUACUCUCUAGAUCCACAGUUUAAGGCAGCACGUUUGGUGAUGACUUUUUCUGGUGACAGAAAAUCCCAUUAACUCAAAAAACUAAGGAGAGUAAAAGGGAGGAAAAUAGAAAUUAUGCCUCAUCUUUCAUUGAAUCCUAUAUUUACUAUUCUAGAAAAAAGAGAACUUAUGAGAUGGAAAAGAACUAAUAGAGCGUCUACUUCAUCCCUCAGACUGUCCAGGGGAAAACAGUUAUUAAUAAAAAUAAAUAUUUAAUGGAAAAUUAAAAGAUGUUCAGAUUUAAUCUUUAAAUAUAGUUAUACCAACAAUUCUAAGGAUUAUUAAGCAGGUUUAGGACUGUGUAAAAUAAGUGCUUAACUUAGCUGAGCACCCAUGCAUCAAAUGAGUAAGAUCAUUUAAAAUGAGUUGGACUAGAAACAAUAUCCGAUUCCCCCCUGAGCCACCCACUCGUGAAGGUGCCAAUGCAAUUCUGGGUGCCACUCAGGUACCUAGAGGCAUCAGCACUAGUUGCUGCUGAGAAGUUAAUAUUUAAGGGAAUUUUGAUUACAGAGUUCCCUGCUAUGUAUGCUGGUGGCUAUUAUGAGGGAAAUAUCCCUUUGCCUUUGAUAUAUUUACAUUUUGGAAGUAGAUGAAUUUUUCAGUUGCAUCUCACUUAAAAUCGAAACAUUCUAAAGAGAAGAAAAUAAGAACCAGGGAGAGGUUGACUAGAUGCUGCCAAAUCAAACUUAAGAUCUCAAGAUUUCCUAACUGUAACCUUACGAGCCUGCUUCUUUCCCAGGGCAAGUAGUUAAUGAGUCCUGUUCCAGGAACCCUUUGUAUUUGGCUGGCAUGUUUACUUUGUGCUGUAGCCAGCCCAGAUGAAUGCACCCUGGCCCUCAAAAAGAAUUUUUACCUCAUUCUAGCCUGACCCUCAUACUUGUGGUUGCUUCUGAGAUGAGCAUUCAUUCUAGUGUAAAAAAAAAUAUAUAUGUUAGGAAUGCCCUUAGCAGCCAGGCAGAGCUCUUGCCAGCUUUGAUCCAGUCCCUCUCAGGCUGAGGGGGGCAGUGCCACACUGUAAAGAAUUUCCAGAUGUCUCUUUAAAUGUCAUGAAUAAAAUUGAAAGCUGUAGAAGUGUUAAUGUGUCCUAUGGACUCAAUAGCAGAGUUUAUUUUUGUUUUAAUGGCAAGGCUUCUAGAGUCAGUGAGUGUAUGAGUUCCCUACUCUGGUUAUGCUUACAGCUCCAUUCAAGUGCAAAGGAAGAACCAUUGGGGUGGGUUGGCUGGCAGUGGAGCACAACCUUGACCUUGCCCCAGUGUAAGCCCAUGAGAGGUCCACAGUAGUGCAGAAUGAGAACUUGGUUGGGGGGU
Choloepus didactylus (southern two-toed sloth) is the source of this 5349-nucleotide messenger RNA. RefSeq names its product ubiquitin specific peptidase 49 (gene USP49). Gene Ontology annotation, biological process: protein deubiquitination. Gene Ontology annotation, molecular function: zinc ion binding; cysteine-type deubiquitinase activity. Lineage: Eukaryota; Metazoa; Chordata; Mammalia; Pilosa; Megalonychidae. Gene Ontology annotation, cellular component: cytoplasm. The record is from RefSeq and is a predicted model, not a curated record.